AAAGGAAUACAAGCUAUGCAUAUUAACGGACGGAGGAUGGCGAUGGCGAAGGCGAUCCAGCGAGAAUGGACAGAUUUCACACGCAGUUUGAAGAUUAUGGGUUUCUGGUUUUGUGGGUUCGAUCCAAUAAUGAUGAUUCACGAGAACUAUGAUAUGUCACAAUCAAGGGCUGCUGCGGGAGGAUCCAACAAAGGCAAAGAGUCUCUCAUGCCACGCUUGAAGAUCACAGUUCCCCGGUUUGACAACACUGAGCUAAUCAAGGCAUAUUCACGCACUCUCAUUGGAAGAUGCAUGAACCCGGGGGCGCAGGAUAUGAAGUCAUUGUUAUACAUGAUGCCUCGCAUAUGGAAUGUGGAGGAACGAGUUGCUGGUGCUGAUCUUGGCAUGGGGAAAUUUCAAUUCGACUUGGACGAGGAGCAGGACAUUACGGCAGUUUGCAAAUGGAACCAUUCCACUUUGAUGGGUGUGGUGAUCUCAGGCUUUACGGGAGACGAAAAGGGUGAUAAGGUGUCCGCAAAUAGUAACCAGGUGGAGCCGUCAAGGAAUAAAGGGAAGCUGGUAGACUCAUGGGAGGGUAAGCGAGCCAGUUCUCAUGGUGACAACAGAAGCAGAGGUGCUGGCGAGGUUUCAACGGGGCUUAUGACACAACCAGGCAAUUUCCACCAAGGGGAACGAGAAAACGGUUUGAGGGAAGGAUGCGAAGCAUUCAUCGGCCUACUGAAGGGUAUGGGCAUGGCUAUGGGAUUCGUGGUGGAGACCAAACGACAUCUAUGGUGCCUAAUAAUGAUGGAACCUCUGGUACGUAAGGAAUUAAACUUUGAGGAGGUAGUUGUGGGAAUGGAUGAGCUCGGCAAUAUGAUUGACCAGGUUGUGGUGACUGAAAGUAACGAGUCGGUGGAGAUUAAUGAUUUACAAGUAGAUGUAAAUGGCUUGGAUAUGGUCUCUACGAACAUAAAUAUGGAAAUACAAGAGGGUUUUGAUAUGGUGAAUGAUAUGAGUCCCUAUGAAUACGCGGAAGCUGAUGCACAAGGGAACUUAGGAGAGGAUAAAGGAGGCCAAGUGUUAUCUGGAUUGACGGCUACCGAUCAGGUUCAGGAGGAGGUCAUAUAUGAGGAAAUUGCAGCCGGUGAGGAGAUAGCCGCUGGAGUAAUGCUCGAACCAGAGGUACCAAAAGGACCCCAUAAAGCGAGGGCUAAGAAGAAGUUAUUCAAAGCAACUGUUCAGAUGGGUGGCGGUUCAAAGAAACUAAUUCAGGCUGCAACUCCAAGUAAGAAAGAAGGUGGGUUCAAGGCUAUCACAUCGGCUGGUCGACAGUGGGAAAGAGAACUUGCGGCGUCUGAGAAGACAGUGAGAAACAUUCAGGCCCAAGUAACUUUCAUAUCGUUUCAGACAAUCCUUUACUAUGAAUUCUGUAAACAAACUCUACGGAAAUAA
This is a messenger RNA of Thlaspi arvense, 1434 nucleotides long. The record is from the annotation of a GenBank genome assembly. Lineage: Eukaryota; Viridiplantae; Streptophyta; Magnoliopsida; Brassicales; Brassicaceae.